AUGCUCUCCUAUACUAGCCACUGUCUGCAGACCUUGCUCGGGGUCGCGUCCCUGCCCUACCGGCAAUACUUGGGGUACUCCAGUCCUCAAGCACCCCUUCAAGCAGCGCAGAGCGGACCCCCAGUCACCACGCUCGUCUCGUCGUGCGCGGGGUUCAGCUACCCGGAGGUUGCUUGCAUUGAUCGAUACGGAUCGCUCCUCGAGGGCGGGUUCGAGCGCAAAGUGCGUAACGUGCUUGGCGACGCCGACACCUACAUCUCCACCAAUGCGCCGCAGGAACCAACCUUCUCCGACCUGCUCAAUGCCGAUUUCCUGGUGUGGAACCAAUCCGCAGCGAAGGCCAUACUCGGUCCCAACCCCAGUGUCGAGUUCAUGUUCAGCAUCGAGGACUGCUCCCACGAGGCUCCCGUGUACGUCCCCACUACUAACGAACUGUACUUCUCCCGCUUACAGCAAGGAUUCCUGCCUCAAAUGGUGAUUAACCUGAACAAUGACCCACCUACUUUGGAAGAGAAACUUGCCCAGCCACCCAUCUACGCAGCCACAGGAGCUCGAUUCCGCGACGGGCUGCUCUAUCUCGCCACGAUAGGCGGAAACGAGUCACUCGCGGGGUACACCUUCCGGCCAGGUCUGUAUACGUUGAACCCGACUACCGGGGAAACCCAAGCUCUUCUGAACAACUACUACGGGUAUUACUUCAAUGCAGUGGACGACCUUGACAUCGAUCAUGAGGGUCAGAUCUGGUUCACCGACAAUGACUACGGCCGCCCAUGCCAAGUGAACACCUACGCGCCGCAAAUCAACCCAGCAACCUACCGCUUCAACCCGAAAACCGGGCUCGUCACCAUGGUGGAUGACUCCCUCCUCGAGCCCAACGGCCUCACCUUCUCGCCGGACAACAAAACCGUCUAUCUCACCGACACGGGCGCCGGAUCUGCCAUCAUCGAUCCGAACAUCUACCCGGCUCCGCACAUCGCCUACAACUCCACGCGCAAGGGCCGCACCAUCUACGCGUACGACGUGGCCCCAUCGCGCAAGGCGCUGCUGAACAAACGACCCGUCUACCUCUCCAUGGAGUAUGCACCGGAUGGAAUCAAGACAUCGCGGGAGGGAUAUCUUGUGUCGGCGACCGGGAAGGGCGUCGUGGUUUUGACGGACGAGGGCGAGCCCCUGGUGCGCGUGCAGACUAAUUUCACGGUGAUUAAUGUUGCAUUUGCUGGGGCGGAUCGGGACGAGCUCUGGGCCAUUGGGAAGGGAGGUGUGGCCAGGAUUCGAUGGGGGCUGAAGGGAUCUUACGCUUAA
Aspergillus bombycis is the source of this 1302-nucleotide messenger RNA. RefSeq names its product SMP-30/gluconolactonase/LRE family protein. The record is from RefSeq and is a predicted model, not a curated record. Bases 1 to 1302 code for a protein of 433 amino acids. Lineage: Eukaryota; Fungi; Ascomycota; Eurotiomycetes; Eurotiales; Aspergillaceae. The transcript has 2 exons.